UUCCUCCACGCCAGAUUGCGUAUUAUGGGAUGUGCGGAAUUAAAGCAGCCCUAGGAGGACGCUGCUGUUUGGGUCUGUCGGCGUAAACAGAAGAGCACAGAGGUCGGGGACACACAGCGGCUUGUCAUGGAGCUGUCUGCCGUCGGAGAGAGCGUCUUCGCGGCGGAGUCCAUCAUUAAGCGACGGAUCAGACGGGGUCGUUGGGAAUAUCUGGUGAAAUGGAAGGGCUGGUCUCACAAGUACAGCACAUGGGAACCAGAGGAAAACAUCCUGGAUGAGCGUCUCUUGGCAGCCUUCGAGGAGAGGGAACGCGAGAGGGAGCUUUUUGGACCCAAAAAGCGAGGACCCAAACCUGAGACAUUCCUUAUGAAGGCCAAAGCCAGGGAGAAAACGUACGAAUUCAGACAAGAUCCCGUCAGGCCUAUCCAGGUCUCCUAUCCGGUCCCGGAGCCUGUCAUAACGCCAAGGGCCAGGGAGGGUUUACGCACCGUGGUGCCCACCAUCUUCCCACCCAGCACGGUCAACCGGGGGGAAAGCGUCCACCACCACUUCAUCCGGGAGCAAGAAAGGCUCGCUGAAGAAGCAUCGCCUCGGCUUCCCAAGAAAAGAGGACGCAAACCCAAAUUGCGUUUGCGUUACGAGCAGGAUGAUGAAGACUUUGUUGAACCUGCGGCUAAAAUAUCCAGACGCUUGGCUCAUCGCGAUGCGGCAGAAACGUCCGAUCCCAGUCUGGUGCAGCUGACUAGAAGGUUCCAGGAGGAGACCACCAUCACGCCAAAGUCCUGCAGCAGCAGCAACAGCGAGCAGGGGCGUAUGCAGGAGCGAGGGGGCAGGACUCGUUAUUUGGCAAAGCAUGCGGACGUACACCGAGAAGAACAACUCGGCGUUAUCUGUCAACCCACGCCACACGGCACGUCGUGGAACCCGCGUUUUACCAACAUGGACACUGUGACAGUCACUGACGUCACCAUGAACCUCCUGACUGUCACCAUCAGGGAAAACUACACCGAUAAAGGCUUUUUCCGCGGGAAAAGAUGAAAAAAAAACGAUUUUGUGGCUCAAGUCAAUUAGGUACACUACAAUACAAAAUCUGCAUCAAAAAUACAGCGUUUUUAAAAUAACCGUGUUCGGUUUUGAUUGUCGCUGUUAGAGAGGGGAUCCGUUGUUACAGAGCAUACGUCCUGACGUGUCCCUAAUAUUUCGUCCUGCUUCUUUAUCUAAAUGAGAAAGUCAAAAUAUUAGAAACAUCCCAUCAAUAUGAACUACUGCUGUAUUUUGCGGGUGUACAAACGUCAGCAAGAUCUGCUUUAAAACUUCAGCAUUUAAAACCUGCUCAAUUUUGAUUGACACUCUUGGAGACGGUUUAGUUAUUAUGCAACAUGCAUCCUGAUGUGUGUCUAAUAAUUCGGCCUGUUUGUCUAUCUAAAUAAGAGAGUCGAAAUAUUAAAAACACCCCCCAAUAUGAGCAGUGAUGCAUUGUGUCGGAACGUGAACAGGAUCUGCAUAACAAAUUCAGCCUGGCAUUUGUAAGAGAGGUUUUAAAUAUGAAAUAUUAAUGAUCAUGCCCACCCUGCGUGUUCUUAAUAUUUCGUCCCUCUCUUGCAGGCAGUAUAAUAGAAUCCCAAAUACAAUAGAGUGCAGUUUAAACCACUAUUGGUAUACCUAAUGUUGUGGCCUAUAAUGUGUGCGCUAACAUACUACUUACUACUGUCGUCAUGCUAUAUAUAUAUAUUUUUAUAAUACAUCAUCAUAAUACAUCAGUAUUUAAUAUGAAUUAAAACCUAAUUGUUCUAGGCUGUAUGAUUAAAAAGAGAAUGUUUUUUGCACACUUGUUUUGCUAUUUUGGACACAAUGAAAAUACAUUUUUGACAUUUUAAUGUGUAUUUUUUCGAUUUUGACAUAAUUCGUUUGUGUAUGUGCCAGAAAUAAUCAUCUAUAAGCUACAAUUCAAGUGCAUUUUGCAUGCUUCACCCCCCUUCCCCCCGCCCCUUCACACACGUUUAAGCUGCUGCACCGCGCCAUUAUUAACUUUAUAGAUACUUUUUAUAUUUAUUUCUGUGCAAAGCUGCAGUAUUCAUGUUCAACCGUUGCAACGUUUUAACUGUUGAGAAUAAAAACAUAAGACAUAA
This is a messenger RNA of Doryrhamphus excisus (bluestripe pipefish), 2129 nucleotides long. RefSeq names its product chromobox homolog 8a (Pc class homolog, Drosophila) (gene cbx8a). Gene Ontology annotation, biological process: negative regulation of transcription by RNA polymerase II. The record is from RefSeq and is a predicted model, not a curated record. Gene Ontology annotation, cellular component: PRC1 complex; chromatin. NCBI's taxonomy places the organism in Eukaryota, Metazoa, Chordata, Actinopteri, Syngnathiformes, Syngnathidae. Gene Ontology annotation, molecular function: chromatin binding.